Dissoconium aciculare CBS 342.82 is the source of this 1067-nucleotide messenger RNA. RefSeq names its product putative caffeine-induced death protein Cid2. The record is from RefSeq and is a predicted model, not a curated record. NCBI's taxonomy places the organism in Eukaryota, Fungi, Ascomycota, Dothideomycetes, Mycosphaerellales, Dissoconiaceae. Gene Ontology annotation, cellular component: mitochondrion; mitochondrial intermembrane space. Bases 103 to 687 code for a protein of 194 amino acids. The transcript is spliced from 2 exons.
GGUAUCAAUCACCACAAAAUUGCAUUACUGAAGCAUUUGUUGAAAUAUCCAUAAAGUUAAUGAAAAGCUUCUGAGUCUGUUUGUUCCGCACACAUCGCCAUCAUGUCGAGGUCAAUAGACGAACCGGUCCUCAAUGCACGAUUCUGUUUCAACCAGACAGCAUUACAAGACUUCCUACGAUUGUCGCGCGCGAGUAUAGACGAUACCAUCAACCAGAACCUCAAUGCGCUUUCAAGACCCAGCGUGACGAACCCAUUCACAUCGACCUUGCCAAGUUCGCGGCGACCAUCGCAAUAUCUGCCGGACUCUACAUGCGCCGAGUUCAAGGAUCGCGUCCUGUUCCCAAGCUGGCAAUCCCGGUCAAACGUCCUGAACUACUGCGCCAGUGUGGCGACAUCCCCUGAUCCCGAUGAACCUGAGCAUCUCCUCCACGAGUCUGAAUCUGCGAAAGCGCGUGAACGGGUCGUCGACGAGCGAUUGGAUCCUUACGGCGCCCGGAAUCUCCCACGGGAAGGACGAAGCGAUGCGCUCGCUAACCUCGUUAGACGCGAGAGGAGGGUGGAAGAAAUCGUGCGCCAACGAACCUGGGACCUCGUCAGCGGAAGAUGUCGCUCUGAUCCUUCACGCGAGACAUCGUAUGAGGCUGCCAUGAACGAGUGGAGGGCGCAGCAAGAAAGCUCGCGAUAGCUUCGUGAUUUUCGACCUCCCCACACGAUGCAGAUAUUGGACCUCCCCUGGCCACUGAUCUGGUACGAUGACCGGGAAUGGUCGCAUGCUAGCGAUCCGUGUCAUGUGGGCAUGAAGCCAAGUGUCUCUAAUCAUUCUCCGCUCACCCUGGCUCGAAGCCACUGUGUAACACAACCCAACUGCGCACUGCAUUUGACUCUCCAACUGUAACAUCACAUAGACGGCACAUAUUCGGCAUUGAAGAAUAGAUAACACGCGACCAAUCAUGAUUUCUCAGCAUAGUGUAUGUGCAUGUAUAGUUUUCGCGCCCUAUUGCUCUCUCUGUAAGGGAUAAAUGGCGGUGACUCUGGCAAUCAGCUGCACCGAUGCGGCGUAGAUGG